CAAGAGGCCAGACCUGGAUACUGUCACAGACAAGCACCUCCAUAUGGACAUUGAGAAGACAUGGGCAGACCUUGAUAAGGAGUUGAUAGCUGAGGGCUUCACAUCAGGAACAUCCACAGCAAACCCUUUUAGGUCAAGGCUGUCCUAUUCAUCUUUGGCUCCAUAGAUGGGAAAGCACACACGGGUCGGAAACAUUCUCCCAAAGACUGAAAUAAAAAAGGGUUUAAAGAAGAAGUCAGGAGAGUCAAGUCAGAAGGUUGAUGAAGACAUUAUACAUGCGCUUCUUGAUUCUAAAAGGCCCCCAAAGAAAGAACUGCAAGACGCUUGUGGCGCACUUGGUGUCAGUUCCGAGGGAUCAAUAGCAGACUUAAUCAACCGACUAGAGGAGCUGUUGAACUUCAAGGAGCUGUACCCAAAGCUCUUUGUCAAAAUACAAAAAACAGGAGGUGGUGUGUUGCACUUCUCCUGUACCCAUGGAGUUGUGUACUAUGUGAAUUUCUUGUUUUGGGCUGAAUCUGCGAGAGAUCAUGUCGAUGGCCUUCUAAGUUUCAAGAGUUUCCCAACAGUUUACAUUUCAGAUUUUGCAGGCCAGGUUGCACGGCACAUCAAUAACAGAACACAGCAGAAGUACUUCCAACCCAAUGAUGGUCGGCUGUGUGCAUCGUCAAAACAAAACAUCCAAGCAGCCUUAGAUAAGAAACUUGAGGUGGACCUUGAGUGGGUCAAUAACCUCAGGUCUCCAGCAGCACCACAUCAACAAGGACAGGACAAAGACCGGUUCACUGCAGCACAUCCUAUCACAAAAACUCACCACAGAUAUGCGCUGUAUGACAGGUUUCAUCAAAAGAAUCAGAAGAGACUGGAGGAAAAACUAAGAAGCCUGAACAUCUGCCCUGCUCUACGCUCAGAGAUAAAUUCCUCUGUGGCAGAACAGUUCAACCGUGAGCUGGCAGCAUUCCGGUAUUCUGCGUGUCAAAUGAAGGAGGCACAUUUUAAACAGACUGUUCAAGUUCUCGUUGAACUGCACAACAACAAAAUCAACCAUCGCUUCAUCAAAAACAUGUCAACGAUUUGCAGCACACCACUGACGUUAGGACGGCACGGCACGCUGGUGUUGGAAUCUUCAGUUGAGCAAACAGCCACUGGCAAACGUACAGACUCGGAGCCAGCCAUGGCAAAGGUCAAUGCAUUCUCGACCCAGAGGUACAUCAUUGAUGACACAGACACGGAGAAGUUAAGGACACUUCUGACGGGCUCGCGUGAUGAAACGAAGGUGAUAGCCACCAUCAACAGGAGGUUCCCUUUAUCCAUAAAGGAUGUCUGCAGUGUCUGUCCUGUUGAGUUAUUAGGUGAAUCAGCAUGGGUUAUGCCAUGGCUCACAGAUGAUGCCGUGAACUAUCGGGUUGCACAGCUUGCAAGGGGCAACUCAAAGACAGCAACACUUGGCCAUUUCGAGUUCAUAUUGUGGCACCGACAGUGGAUCAAAAACAAAAAUGUGGAUGACAGCCUACUGAAUCUUCUCCCUGUAAGUUCACACACAAUUGUCGACAACAUAAAGAAAGACAAUGACUGUUAAAACCUUCACAAACUGAAUGAUGAAGUACUUUUUACAGUGAUAGAGUAAUGUUGUAAUUCUUUAUUCCACAACAGGAUGCAGAAAUCAUCUUUCUGCCAAGACUUGUAGGUCACGUCAGCAAAGAAACUGGCAAUCACUUCAUCCUGUGGGUAUGCAAUAGCUAUUAUUUACAUCUUUAAUGAUGGCUUAGAAAAAUGACUGUAAAGAUGUGAAAGAUUAUAUGAGUUGCAAGAACAGAUGAAUACUCUCAUUCAAGGAAAAAAAUUGGUGGAACCUCUUCAUGUUAAGCAGCAUAUAAUACAUAAUAAUUCACGUUUCACAUGUUGUGUAACACUUUUCAAUUAAUUUUUUUUAUUUCUUUGCUACACCUGAUGAAAUGAUCUAAAAUAUAUUUGAAAAAAAGGAAAUAUAAACAACUUAGGAAUAACAUCUUGACAUUAUUGUUUUUCUGCAAGGUUCUGGAUUUCUCCAAAAAAGAAA
This is a messenger RNA of Epinephelus fuscoguttatus (brown-marbled grouper), 2056 nucleotides long. RefSeq lists its product as uncharacterized. NCBI's taxonomy places the organism in Eukaryota, Metazoa, Chordata, Actinopteri, Perciformes, Serranidae. Bases 167 to 1576 code for a protein of 469 amino acids. The record is from RefSeq and is a predicted model, not a curated record. The transcript has 8 exons.